Puntigrus tetrazona (Sumatra barb) is the source of this 3361-nucleotide messenger RNA. RefSeq names its product melatonin receptor type 1Ba (gene mtnr1ba). Gene Ontology annotation, biological process: G protein-coupled receptor signaling pathway. The record is from RefSeq and is a predicted model, not a curated record. Gene Ontology annotation, molecular function: melatonin receptor activity. Gene Ontology annotation, cellular component: membrane. Bases 987 to 2054 code for a protein of 355 amino acids. The transcript has 2 exons. NCBI's taxonomy places the organism in Eukaryota, Metazoa, Chordata, Actinopteri, Cypriniformes, Cyprinidae.
GGCUCCCAGAGCGUGUGAACGGGGCAGCUGUAAACAGCGGUGGCGCGCGCUCGCCGAUAUUUUGGUCCUCAAUGAGGAGAGCGCGAGAGACCGGCGGUGCGGAGCGGGUCGAGGGCGACGUCUCUCCAGCUGUCGUUUAACUGGACUUGUCCGAGAACCGGACCGGAAACUCCGCUCGGGUGCAGCCGGCGGGAACGGAGUCGCCGACAGACUCGCUUAGAGGCGGGAAAACACGGAAUUACCGCUCAGAAAUUCUAAGUUGCUCGGAUCCUGUCAUUAAGCGACAGUCGCGAAGACCGUCGUAGUAAACAAAAAGAAGAGCUUUUAACGACACGCGCCGGUGUUAGAUAUUGCACUAAUAGGUUUGACACCUCUAAGGCGGGAAUUCGACCAAAACGGGAGCCCAUCGUCCGAUCUCACGCAUCGAAAUCCGUCGCCACCGAGUGAAUUAAUAAAUAAAUAAAGUCUGACUGACUGGACAUACCGGCGAGCGUUUGACAGCUUUUUUGGAAGCGUCUCAGUUUACCUCAGCUCGAGCGUCACUGUAAAUGAGCUGAACGGAAAGAGGAGGAAGAAUUGGUUGAGGGAGGAAGAGGGGUAAACCCACGCCAGCGUGAUCCCUCAGUCAUCAAUGGGAAAUACCGGAGCGCACGCGACUGGGGCGAGAUGCUCGGAGAAGCUCGAGGUGCGUCGCCGCGCUCUCACCGCGAGUGAGUUUUAAAAGAGCGCGCGAGGCGAGGCGACGAGAGGAGAGAGAAAGAGCACCGUGAAGUUGAACAUAUUCGUCAAUCGCUAGAAGAAGAGCCGGUCGGAAAAUUAACGUUUCACGUGGCACGUGCAUGAGAAAACAAAACGCGUCACCGAGCUUCCCAAGGCUUGCCGAGAAUGUGGGAACGUUUGACUGUUGACGAAGGAGAAGAUGACAGACGCUUCGUGAGAAAGAUACCGAGCUGUUUUUGUGAGAGGGGGUGAAGCUUUUUCCCGAGAUGCCCGAGAAUGUCUCCCUCAUCAGGAAUCGGACGGAAGUCGCGCAGGGUCGCGCUUGGGGUAGCGGAGCAGGCGCGCGGCCAGCAUGGGUCGUCAUGGUGCUGGCCGGUGUGCUGAUAUUCACGAGCGUGGUGGAUGUGCUCGGUAACGUGCUGGUGAUCAUCUCAGUGCUCAGAAAUAGAAAACUGAGAAACGCGGGUAAUGCGUUUGUAGUGAGCCUGGCUUUCGCCGAUCUCCUGGUGGUUUGCUAUCCCUACCCUCUGGUCUUGCACGCCAUGCUGCACGCGGGCUGGUUGCCAGAUGAGAUGGAGUGUAAGGUCAGCGGCUUCCUGAUGGGAGCCAGCGUCAUCGGCUCCAUCUUCAACAUCACCGCCAUCGCCAUCAACCGCUACUGUUUCAUCUGCCAGGCCAACACCUACGAGAAAAUCUACGGCCGCGCCGGAACCCUGGCGCUACUCACGUUAGUCUGGGUGCUCACCGCCAUCGCCAUUCUUCCCAACCUGGCGCUGGGGUCGUUGACGUACGACCCUCGCGUUUACUCGUGCACCUUUAGUCAGACGACAAGUGCGGGCUACACCAUUGCUGUGGUGACCGUGCACUUCCUGCUUCCUAUCGCGGUAGUUACGUUCUGCUAUCUGAGGAUUUGGGUGCUGGUGCUUCGCGUGAGGAGGCGGGUCACGACCGACGUCAGGCCACGCCUCCGUCCCAGCGAGCUGCGCCAUUUCUUGACCAUGUUUGUCGUCUUUGUGCUGUUCGCCGUCUGCUGGGCGCCUUUGAAUCUGAUUGGUCUGGCUGUAGCGGUGGACCCGCCCCGAGUAGCGCCCCUGGUCCCUGAUUGGCUGUUUGUGGUGAGUUAUUUCAUGGCAUAUUUUAACUCCUGCCUGAACGCCGUAGUGUACGGACUGCUCAAUCAGAACUUCCGCAGAGAAUAUCGAAGAAUACUUCUGUCGCUUUGUAAGCCACGCCUUUUCCUGCAGGAGACAUCAAGGGGUGGGACUGAGCGCAGCAACAAACAGUCACCUGGCAACAACAACAACGAUGAUCAGCCCAAAGCGAACACAAUAUAACUUACCCACAAUCCAUUCAAUUGUUCACAGAUAUCAAAAUUUAAAUCGCAUCCACUUAAUGUUUUGAAAACGUCUCACUUUAGAUCCCACCCUCUGCAAAAAAAAAAAAAAAAAAAAAAACUAAAACUAAAAAACAAUACCUCAUUUGUUGGAAACCAUACAAUUAUAAUAAUCCUCAGUUUUAGGGAAAUUAAUUACAUCUCACAAAAGCAUUACAAUCACAUUCAAUGAAUGCAUGCUAAUGAUUGAGAACAGUGCAAUAAGUCAUUACCAGACAAAAGGUGCAAACUCGAGGAAAACAAAGACUGCAGAACAUUUUCAUCUUCUCCAAACACUCGCCCCUAGAAAAGAACUUAUUUUUUUCACUGUUAGUUGGAGACCGUUUUCUCCAACACCCAUAAAUUCACUCCUAACAGAUCUCUCUGUUUCACAAGUGCUUCCCUAAUGAUAUGACAAUAUUAAAGAAACGCUCCCCAAAUGCUCACACAUUUGUGACCUCUCAGCACCUUGCCAUACGUUUUCCCAGCGCUCCAAUAGCGUUAGCACUUUUGGCACUGUAAGUACACUAGAGCCUCCCCUUGUGCUAUGCAACCAAUUAAUUUUAAACUCGACAGAGAAAGUGUAAAACUCGGGCUCCCUUAGGUUUGCAGCAGAGGUUAUCCAAACGUUCCCCCAAAACACUGCAGCAACGUUCUUGUAAAACUCCCCUAUUGCUAUGCAAACUCAACUUGAGCAUCUCCCACAGCUGCAUUCGUGCAAACACUGGAAAUCUUCCGGUAACCUCCCCACAACAUUCCUCUACUAGGUCUCCGGAUGGCGUCCUGUGGGAAUACGCCAAAAUGCUGCAAGAACAUGUUCUUAUAUUCUCCAUAGGUUUAAAAACAAAACAUCACACGCUCCCUACGUCUGUGCGCCAGAACACAUCUUCACAUGCUGCACGUUAUGGCAUACUUGCAUUAAAACUUUUACUGAGCAAAGUUUAGCAUUGAAUCCAUUAAAAGGUUUCAAAUAAUCAAGGGAAUUUAAAGUGCCCCUAUUACGGAUUUUUAAAAAAUGACCUUUCAUGCAGUGUGUAACACAGCUCUAAGUGAAUGAAAACUUCCUGUCAAGUUUAUAUCUAAAAGCGCCCCUCAUAUAAAAGUUAGUGUGUCUUAAAAGAAAGAUUAGACUCUGAAUAAUUGAAACCAGUUUAUUUUUAAAAUAAAUCCCAAUCCAUUUCAUGCUGACAUCAGCAUGAAACAUUAGCAUAUUGCACGCCUACUUGUUUGUCUUUUCCCAUUGGUCUAAAUGCUAAUUUUUGUACUGGU